CGCUGUAACCGUACGUCUGAGCCAAAAACAGGUAGUACCAUAGACGGGUAAUGUCGUGAGGGUAUAGCAUCCGUUUUCUUCAAGGAACAUUAUUUUCAUUUGGUUUAUUUUAGUCGAACAAAAGGUGGGAACCACGAAAUAAGUUCAGAAUGAGCUCCGCCGUUUUCUCGUAUGAGAGUUUGGUUCAUGCUGUGUCAGGAGCAGUGGGAAGCGUGACUGCCAUGACAGUAUUCUUCCCUCUAGAUACUGCCAGACUAAGGCUUCAAGUGGAUGAAAAUCGGAAAGCCAGAUCGACUCCAGCCAUUCUGGCAGAAAUUGUCAAAGAAGAAGGACUACUAGCUCCGUACAGAGGUUGGUUCCCGGUCAUCUGCAGCCUGUGCUGCUCCAACUUUGUCUACUUCUACUGCUUCCACAGCCUCAAGGCUAGCGUGCUGAGGGGAAGGCAGUCAUCACACAGCGCUGACUUAAUCAUAGGCAUUGCUGCAGGUGUUGUAAACGUACUGGUUACCACUCCUCUAUGGGUUGUCAACACCAGGCUGAAGCUUCAAGGUUCCAAGUUUCGCAGUGCAGACGUACGACCCACCAACUACUCUGGGAUUUGGGAUGCAUUUGUGCAGAUCGUCCGCGAUGAGGGCGUGGGAGCGCUGUGGAACGGGACCUUCCCGUCCCUGCUGCUGGUGUUGAACCCCGCCAUCCAGUUCAUGAUUUAUGAAGGACUGAAGAGGCAGCUGAGGAGAGCAGUUCUCAGAGAGCUGUUAUCUGUUGAGGUCUUGAUCAUCGGCGCUGUUGCCAAAGCCGUGGCCACCAUUGUUACUUACCCACUGCAGACAAUACAGUCCAUUCUUAGGUUUGGUCAGCUAAAGGAGUCAAAGGACAAGUCUAAACUACUGACCAGUCUGAGGACUAUCAAGUGUCUGUUGGUCAAUCGAGUCAGGAAGUAUGGCAUGUUGGGUCUGUUCAAAGGCCUGGAGGCCAAGCUGCUGCAGACGGUGCUGACUGCUGCCCUCAUGUUCCUUCUCUAUGAGAAGAUCGCCAGCUGCACUUUCAGAGUCAUGGGACUGAGCAGCAACCACUAUAAGAGACGCUAGCCAGCAAGUCACUUCACAACCAUGGACGCUUCACCUCAUUAAAGCACUGGCUGACUGUAUUCAUCACUGCUUACAGACCUCAUGAUGGAGACUUCCCUUUCCUGAAAACAGUGAUUGUUUAAUGGUGCCCUCAUUGUGCAAAUACUUUAAAAAUAAUACUGAUUUUGUUACAUUGUCCUUCUGUAAAAAUCGUGAUGAUGAAAAAAUGGAAAUCCUCUGACAGAUUCAGAGUCAUGGCAUCAGAUUACACAACUCCCAUGGCUUUAAAUCUCCUUAAACCGCUGAAGUCACUUUAACGUGACUCACUUUUACAUAGAGUUGUUGUUAGGGAAUGAACUGAUGCCUGCGAAUUUUCUCUUAAAGUCUUCUUGAAACGAUUAAAUGGAUGUUUUCAUUUUCA
Molecule: messenger RNA, 1488 nt
Organism: Chelmon rostratus (copperband butterflyfish)
Lineage: Eukaryota; Metazoa; Chordata; Actinopteri; Chaetodontiformes; Chaetodontidae
Gene: slc25a17
Product: solute carrier family 25 member 17
Exons: 9
Coding region: 150-1088 (312 amino acids)
Biological process (GO): transmembrane transport
Cellular component (GO): peroxisomal membrane
Molecular function (GO): coenzyme A transmembrane transporter activity; AMP transmembrane transporter activity; FMN transmembrane transporter activity
Source: RefSeq, a predicted model, not a curated record